Molecule: messenger RNA, 630 nt
Organism: Dendroctonus ponderosae (mountain pine beetle)
Lineage: Eukaryota; Metazoa; Arthropoda; Insecta; Coleoptera; Curculionidae
Gene: Pfdn4
Product: probable prefoldin subunit 4
Exons: 4
Coding region: 153-560 (135 amino acids)
Biological process (GO): protein folding
Cellular component (GO): cytoplasm; prefoldin complex
Source: RefSeq, a predicted model, not a curated record
UUCAAUCACUUUUCAAGUUGUCACUGCUGCGUGUGACACUAACCAAUUCCCUAACCCAAAUCCACAACAACAUUUGCAACCUACAGAAUCUCCUUAUUAGGAUAUUUUUAUAAUUGCCCUUAUUCCUAUUUGAAGCUAACUGAUUUCUGAAAAUGGCCGGAAACAGCGGGAAGGGCACCUUUCAACCGGACUCAGAUAUUCACAUUUCGUACGAGGACCAGCAGAAAAUCAACGUAUUUGCAAGACUGAACGCUAAAUUGGUGGACAUCAGUGAUACCAUUAAAGUUAAAGAGAACGACUUGAAGAGUCUGGAAGAUGCCUGUGAUGAAAUCGCCCUUUUUGACGACGAUGAGCAGAUCCCUUAUUUAAUUGGGGAAUUUUUUAUUUAUCAAAACUUGGACACAACACAGAAAUGCCUCGAAGAAGCUAAAGAACUGAUCAUUAAAGAAAUGAAGGAAAUCAGCAGCAAGGUGGAUGAGAUCAAAGACCAAAUGACCGAGUUAAAGGGACACUUGUACGGAAAAUUCGGUAGUCACAUCAACCUGGAAGCUGAUGAAUAAACUAGCACGUUUUAACGGUUUGAAAUAAGCUUGUUACAAUUUUCUGAACAAUUAAAAUUGCCGAAGAAAA